UUAUUUUGACAGGAGAUACUGUUUUCAUUUUAGGUGAUCAUAUGAUCAUGAAGAGUCAGGAUUAUAAACCAUUUAGCGAAUUUUUUUUUUCGCGCUCUUGGGAUUUUUAAACAUCGCGAAGUUUUCCAAUUUUUUUAAAUCCUUCAGACAUUCGUUUGGCAUUUCUAUUUAAAUUUGGUGUGGGGUUAGGUUGGUAGGGGCCUGGCAACACUGUUUUUUAUGAAAAUAGAGGGAAAACAGCCGUUACAAAUAAGUUGGAGAGAAGCAUCGGAGAGUGGAGUUGUGCCAGUACUUUUCAACAGUGAUUUAUUGGGGAUUUAUCCGAGUUUUUACGGUUUAUUUGAUUUCCUGAGGUGGAUAAUUAGGGAGAGUACAUUAAACUCGUGGAGGGUUGAAGCUGUUGGAAAAUUUGGUGGAGAGAAUUGUACGGAGCCAAAUCUCAUCCCCUCCACAGCAAGAUGUCGUCAACAGACAGUGGAGUGGUAGAAAUUCAAACCCCCAGCAUUCAGAAGCGUCUCUUCUCGAGUGGUAGCUCCUCCAAACGCAAGCUUUUCCAGAAUUCAAACCCCCCACCACCCCUCACUCAAUCCGGUUAUGAUUCUGAUCUAGGUCCCAUGUCCCCAAUAGCUCACUCUGACCAUAGUAGUGUGACGAGUUCCCCAGGUCGGUCCUACCACUCUCCCUUCACAACCCCAGAAUGUUCGCCAAAAUCCCAAUCACACCAGUGGGAUCGUCUACGUCCCUUGACUCGUGAUAACUACAGACUGUCACCCUUCAGCGCCCUCAGGAAGACAACCCGCGAUGCACGAUCAUCUCCGAGACGUCGACUGCCUUCUGCCUCACCCAGAUCCCUCCCAGGGACCCCCAAACGCAGCAAACGCCCUGAGAUUAUUCCAGGAACGCCUGAGAGCACUGAAAACAUGAUAACAGAUGAUGGGAUAAUUCCAGAGACUCCCCAGAAGGAUAAUGACAUAACAGACACCCCGAAGAGAGCGAGAAACCCUGAAAAGAAACUAAUAACUCCUCUGGGUUCUGUUUGCAAGAGUAUCAUUGUCCCACCUCUGAAUCGCAGGAAGUCCUUGGGGCCUCAGGACUCAGACGAUACGUCUUCUCCUGAAAGAAUCUCGCAGAAACGACAUCUGAAUGAGGAUCAUCCCCACUCUGCAGGAUCCAAACUCAUGAAGACCGAUGAGUUCUCAACGAUUCCAAAGGCUCGGGCGUCACUUUUCCCUGAGGCUAAAAAUGAAAACACUCGACCAAACAUUACUCUGAGCACCAAGUCGUUCUACAGUAAGGCACCUGAGGAUGGUGGGAACAGGAGAUAUUCCAUGUGCUUCGGGUGGAGGAGCUCUGAAACCAAACCGAAGAAAAGACACAGCCUACCUAAUCCUGGAAGACGAUCUGGAGGGCACAAGAAGCAGAGGUUUGGGGAGAUCAAUGCUGGUGUCACUCAUGGCAUCAAGAGGCCGAAGCCCAAAAAAUCAUUAGCCAAGAGCAAGUCUCCGAAUGAAAAGGAGAAGAUGGAUGAGACGGUGCGUUCUGAUUCUAGUCCUGAAAUUAAGAGGAUGAAAGAAGAAAAGAGACGAGGGGACACUGGAGUCAAUGUUCUGAAAGUUAUUCCGGCGUUGGAGAGACCUCCGUCACCCGUUGCUGAUCCCACUAAGAGGUUCUUCAAGACCAACAGGAUGAUGAGAACUCAAAAUGUUGCGACAGUGACGGUUAAUAAGAAUAUUAAACUGAAGGUGGCUGAUGGAAAGAUCAAGCUGAAUGAGAAAAAGAAUAUGGUGAGACCUGUUAUGAAAAAACCUAGGAUGGAGGUGACUUUUGAUGCUAAUGAUUUGACGGUGGAUGAUGUUGAGGUGAAUGAGAUCCAGCAGAAUAGUGUUAUGGAUAUUUUGAGGGUGCUAGAGGAUGACUGGGGGGAUGAUGAGUAUGACAGCAUGGGGCCUUUGGUUAAUAAUCAAGCGGUUCUGACGAGUAGCGUGAUGAUGUCUCCUGGGAGUGUUCUCAGUGAUAUGACUUCUUCCAUGAAUAUUGAAGAUCAGGGGGCAGAGAGUGGAGAUAAAUAUUUUCCGUUGUUCAGCAAAGGAUUCAAACCAUCGUUUGAUGAAUCUUUCGAUAAGAAAUCAAACAGAGGUGUGAAGAGACAGGCCUGGCAGCUCUCAGCGAAAGCUAAUGGGGGUAUUGAUCAGUACCAACUCGAUGCCGGACAGAAACGAUUUGGAACAACUCAAUGUCUCGAUUGUGGAAUUGUUUAUCAAAUUGGAGAGCCAGAGGAUGAAAACGCUCAUUUGAAUUAUCACAAUAGUUUUAAAAUUCUCAAGUUCAAUGGCUGGAAAAAUGAACGAGUCGUGAUGGAGGAUCCGGUCACAAGCAGUCGUAUUAUUACUAUUGAGAAAUCAGAUCCAAAGAAUUAUUGGAAGAAGGUCGAGGAUGUUCUCGCUGUUGUUGAUCGUGACUUGGGGUUGGCUGAUAUGGAAUUGACAGAUUAUCAUGACAAGAAGAUUUAUCUCUAUGUAAGGAAUAAAACUAUCCUGGGGGUUCUUAUCGCUGAGCCUGUCAAGACUGCCCACAAAAUGAUUGCUGAACUCGUGGAGUUCGAUUGCUGCUCGACUGAGGAUACUCCUGUUAAAUGUGGAGUCAAUGUUAUUUGGACUGCCAUGAGUCAUCGAAGACAACAUAUUGCUACAAAAUUGCUCGAUGCUCUUAGAACGAAUUAUUUUUAUGGAUACAUUCUAACUCUCGAGGAUAUUGCUUUCUCCAUGCCAACUCCAUCAGGAAAAAUCUUCGCUGAGAAGUACACGAAGACUGGCAAUUUCAAAGUCUACAGUUAGACUUUUUAUUGAAUACUUUUCUAGUUCUUAAUGCUUUUUUACCUGAAAAAUAAUAUUUUAUGCCAUUUUGAUCCCAAUGACUUUCAUACAACCUCCUUGGUUUUUUUUUCAAUUUACAAUUGAAUAUUUAUUUUUUUGUCUCCAUUAGUUCUAUCAGUAAUGAGAACUCAUGUCCAUUUUAUGUAAACCUCCUCGAGGAAUAAUUUAGGCAACAAUAUUAGACGUAAUUCGCCCUAGUAUUCUUUGUUUAUUUUUGUACGAAAAAUGAAUAUAUGAAAUACAAACUUUUUAAGUAAUAACCACUUCUAUACAGCAUAUGUUUUCCUUUAUAUAUCUGUUAUACCUUUUCAUAUGUUGCCCUCAUUAUGAGUUACAAAAUAUUAU
Molecule: messenger RNA, 3218 nt
Organism: Fopius arisanus
Lineage: Eukaryota; Metazoa; Arthropoda; Insecta; Hymenoptera; Braconidae
Gene: eco
Product: Establishment of cohesion
Exons: 3
Coding region: 459-2834 (791 amino acids)
Biological process (GO): mitotic sister chromatid cohesion
Cellular component (GO): nucleus; chromatin
Molecular function (GO): protein-lysine-acetyltransferase activity
Source: RefSeq, a predicted model, not a curated record